Messenger RNA from Musa acuminata AAA Group (dessert banana), 1716 nucleotides. RefSeq names its product amino acid permease 6. Gene Ontology annotation, molecular function: amino acid transmembrane transporter activity. Gene Ontology annotation, cellular component: membrane. The transcript is spliced from 6 exons. Gene Ontology annotation, biological process: amino acid transmembrane transport. The record is from RefSeq and is a predicted model, not a curated record. Lineage: Eukaryota; Viridiplantae; Streptophyta; Magnoliopsida; Zingiberales; Musaceae. The coding region runs from base 246 to 1637 and encodes 463 amino acids.
ACAAAGUGAUCUGAAUCCAAUUGCUUUACUUGUCUUCUAAUAAUGCAACUCUUUUCCUUCACUUUACUGAACAAACUGCAGUCCCUCUGUUCUUUUCACGCUGAUCUUUGCCUCAGAAGCUUUCGUGUCGAAGAAUCAAUGUGCUGCAUGCGCUGCUAUAUAAUGCGCCUUCUCCAUCACAUGUUUGGUAGUCUCAGCUUCCUUCCUUUCUGGUUUUAGCCGCAGUUUAGGGCAGAAGAGAGGCCAUGGAGAAGAGCACAGUGACGGACAUUGAGCAUGGCGACCAUGAAAGACGAGGAACUGUGUGGACUGCGACAGCCCACAUCGUCGCUGCACUGAUCGGCUCCGGUGUUUUGGCGCUCGCAUGGAGUGUUGCUCAGCUGGGGUGGAUCGUCGGCCCUCUCGUUCUCCUCGGCUUCUCCUGCGUCACCUACUACACCGCGGUUCUCCUUACCAACUGCUACAGGUUCCCAGAUCCUGUCGAUGGAACCAUAAAUCGUGCCUACAUCGAUGCAGUCAGAUCAUACUUGGGUCCUAAGCAUGUGUUCUUGUGUGGAUGUGCUCAGUAUGUCAACCUCUGGGGGACUCUUGUGGGCUACACCAUUACAGCCAGCACGAGCAUGAUCGCGGUGAAGCGCGCGAAUUGCUUCCACCGGAACGGGCACAGCGCAAGAUGUGACGCAUCUGGCAACACCUUCAUGGUGGUGUUCGGCCUCUUCCAGCUGGUGUUGUCUCAGUUCCCCAGCUUGGAGAACAUAACGUGGCUGUCGGUGGUCGCGGUGGCGACGUCGUUCGGUUACUCCUUCAUCGGCCUCGGCCUGUGCAUGGGCAAGUGGGCUUCUCAUGGUGAGUUCAGGGGGACGUUGGCUGGUACCAGCGAUGUGGCCGCAAGUGACAAGGCGUUCGAUGUGCUCCUCGCGCUGGGGAAUGUAGCUUUCGCUUACACUUUUGCUGAUGUCUUGAUUGAGAUCCAGGACACCUUGAAGUCACCUCCUCCGGAGAACAAAUCGAUGAAAAGGGCGACGUUCAACGGGAUUGGGCUCACCACCGUUUUCUACCUCCUGCUUGGCUGCAUAGGGUACGCUGCAUUCGGUAACGAUGCUCCCGGCAACAUCCUAACUGGGUUCGGCUUCUACGAGCCCUUUUGGCUCGUCGACAUAGCCAACAUAUGUGUCAUCGUCCACCUCAUCGGGGCAUAUCAGGUGUACGCGCAGCCAAUCUUCGCCAGGUUUGAGAACUACCUGUUGUUCCAGUGGCCGGACAACAAGUUCAUCCGCAAGACCUACUCGGUGCGAGUGCCGUUCAUGGAAGUUGGUGGCUCGUGGAGCUUCACGCUGUCGAAGCUCGUCUUGAGGACCAUCUUCAUCAUGUUCACGACGCUGGUCGCCAUGCUGCUGCCAUUCUUCAACGCUGUUCUGGGUCUGAUAGGCGCUCUGGGCUUCUGGCCACUGGCCGUUUACUUCCCGGUGAGCAUGCACAUGGCUCAGGAGAAGAUCCAAAGGGGAGCACUCAAGUGGUUUGCCCUGCAGGGCUUAAGUUUCUUCUGCCUGCUUGUCUCUGUUGCUGCUAGCAUUGGUUCUGUGGCAGACAUUGUGCAUAAUCUCAAGGCAGCUGCCCCUUUCAAGACUGUGUAUUAGAGAUGAAAUGUACACAAAGCCAUGCCAUGUGAUGUGAGGGAGAACAAUUCUGAGUGAAAGAACAACUAGUUUUAUGUGA